AUGCGCGAUCCUCUCGAGCUGGAAGCUCAGCUGCACAAUGACAGGAUCGAGAGAGACCGGAUAGAAGCAGUGGGGGCAGUGCACGACUGCACUCACAGAGUGAUACCUCUUUGCGCAGCAUGCCUGGUCAUAUUCUCGACCGGGGCCAUCAUGGUGUGUACCCUGGCUUAUGAAAAGCCUCUACCACGAGGCGGAGUGAUCGCCGUGUCUUCCAUCUUUGGUAUACUGACUUUGUUAUUCCUCCUGGGGAGCAUCAAGCUCUAUCGAGACCGGAUGUAUGCCCACAGGCCUCGACUCAGCUUUCUGCAUAAUUUCAGGAACAGGGUGAACCAAAAGUGGCGCCAGGACCAUGACGGUCCGCAGGCUGGCACACCAAUGUCGUUUCUAGGUCAAGAUCGGGACCGAAAUGGCCAGGCCUUGCCCCGUCCAGAAUUACAUGAUAUCUCUCCUGAUGAAGGUGGUGGUGUUGGUGGCCUCUCAUCCACCUUUCCUCGACCCACUCCCCCGGUGCAGCGGCGGUUCCCAAUGGGUCCGCAGGAGGAGCCGAUGGUUCAGGGUGGCAGAUCACAGUACGCAGCGACGGGGCCUCAGCAUAAUUACAGGAGGAUGGAUGAUACGUCGCCUUCGAAGGAAAACGACUUUUCAUACAUGGAGACGCCGCCCGACUUCUACUGCCCACCGGCCCCGGCACGGCGGCUCAAGGCCCAAACAUCAACCCAAAGCUUCCGACAGUCUCUCAAACCAGCCAACGGGCGUACCGAUCAAGUAUACACUUACACUCAGGGUCAAGCAUCCCGCGCAACCGAGGGCGGAAUUCAGAGCCACGGCGAUCAGCCCAAUCGGACAGAUCGAGGUGGGCCACCGCCGCAGCAGGGUCCGUCGUUCAUGGCCGGGGCUUCCGGAGUGGCCGGGACUCCUGGAUCAUACAACGCGUACAAAGGCCAGAGCGCAGACGGCGGGGACUUGGCUGCUAACGUAGCCCUUAUGCCGCAGCUCGAGUCGAUACAGAAAGCUCUGGACCUUCUUGGCAAAUACGCGAAACCCUUACUCCCAGAGCUGGGCGGGCUGGGCGGGCUGGGACUGUACGCCGUCUCCGAGGCGCCCAACGAAGGAACAGAUGGGCCUUCCCUGCCGCCGUCAGCAAGCGGUCAUCAGCCAACUCAAGCCCGCGAGGGCGCGUGGUGCGGCACCAAUGUCGACAAAGCGAACAGAUACCCGAGAACGAAUACUCAGUCACAUCAGCAACAGCAGUAUCCACAGCCACCAAAGGCCGGGCCCCCGGCGGGCUCUACUGCGAACGACGGGUUCCCCAGUGCCUUUCUGUCUCGUGAGCGCGAUCAUGCCAGCGAGGCGCACCAGCGGGCCAGACAGCCCGAUGCUGAGCGGGGGAGACAGAUCUGUCCAAUUCCUGAAGCCCAACCUCAGACGGAGUGGCAAGACAGACGGACAACUGAUGAUGGAAGGCGGAUGGCUAAGGAAAAUUGGCAUGAGUCUGGGAGCAGGUUAGAGUCAGGGCCGUCGGCACUUGCACCCUCCAGCAAUGGCUCCACUACAGAGGGCUUAAGCAAGCGGAAAAGUGGAAGUCUGUCAGAUUGGGAGAUUGUAAAUCCAUAG
Messenger RNA from Neoarthrinium moseri, 1614 nucleotides. RefSeq lists its product as uncharacterized. The transcript has a single exon. Bases 1 to 1614 code for a protein of 537 amino acids. NCBI's taxonomy places the organism in Eukaryota, Fungi, Ascomycota, Sordariomycetes, Amphisphaeriales, Apiosporaceae. The record is from RefSeq and is a predicted model, not a curated record.